UAAACUUUAAAAAAAAAAAAGAGAGUUUCCAAUCUGCUCUUUCCGGGAGAGGGUCGAACACGGAUUGCUGCUUAUCAGACUCCUAAAAACAACAACCAUAGCUCAUGUGUCUUUGGGAACUCCAUGCCAUGUAGCCCAGCAGUGCCCGUGUUCCUGAGGGACUUUAAUGCCCAAAUGUGAUAAGUCUCAGUUAAAGAGAAAAAGGUAUAAAGGAGGCAGUUCACGGGAAGAGCCCUGAAUUUCGAAUUUUAAAUUUGGACCGUGAAUUUUGAAGUGGACUAAAUUUUUGUGUCCUUGUGUUUCUAUAACUGUCCUGCGUUUCUACCUUACACUGUAGUGUUAAAAUGACAAUCCACUGAGCAGACUGCAAGACCUGUUCUUUAUAAAUAGUAAACCUUUGCAUGCAUGAAGUUUUUUUGCUCUUUCCAAUAACCUCGCCUGUUUAUCCCUCUAGGCCCACUUCAAACAUUUGCUUUACUUGGAAGACAUCCCUAAUCAUUUCAGGCAAAAUGAAUGAACAUAGGCCCUCACAGUACUCUCCCUAAAUUAUAAUCGUAACAUAUAUGGCACUGAUGCUUGCAGUCCGGUUGUAUCAAUUAACCUUUGCCAAAUUGGUGCUGUAAUACAAACCACCCCAAAACUCACUGGCUUAAAACCACAAGCAUGCAUUCUCACUCCUGAGGGAGAUGGCUGGGCUGCACACAGGGGGCUGAUGGGGCAGCUCUACUGCAGGUGUCUCUCGUCUUCCUCCUGGGACCAGCAGCUGGCUGGCCAGGGCAUGUUCUUCUCGUGGCAAAAAAAAAAAAAAAAAAAAAAAAUUCAAAUUGCUAGGAAGCACACUCCCCCUACAAAGAGGCUAGAGCAAGAAUUGGAUUCAGGGAAGAGUAAAGAAUUGUAGUUAAUCAUUCAGUCUUUCAAACAGGUUCACCUGCCCUGUUAGAUCAGGAGCCCCUAGUGGGUUGGAAACAAUGCCUGCUUCCAUAUCGCUUGCCCCUCUGCCUGGGGCUGGCAGCUGGUAGAUAUUCUCUGAUGUUUGCCAAGGUCCAAAAGUCCUUCCCAACCUUUUCUUUUAUAGCAGAUGUUGGCAAACUAUGACUGCAGACCAAAGCUUGGCCUGGUUUUAGUGCCAACAGAGCUGUAAAAAUACAAAUGUUUGAAAAAAAUUAAAAGAAGAAGAAUAUUUAAUGACCCAUGAAAAUUAUAUGAAAUUCAAAUGUCAGUGUCCAUAAAUAAAGUUUUAUUGGGACACAACCACACCCAUUUCUCUGUGUAUCGUCUAUGGGCGCUUUAGAGCAAAAGAGCAUAGUUGGAGUUGUCAUAGAGACUAUAUGUCCCCAAAAGCCUAAAACAUCUACUCUCUUGCCUGUACAGAAACCAUUCGCCGCCCCUGCUUCAUAGGAUAAAGGAACCGAGAAAGCCCCAGGAGUAAUCGGAAGCCUGCGACACCCAUGUGUCACUGAUCUGGAGGCAUCCCUCGCGGCAGCGCUUCAUGACCCAGCGGCGCCCCGCCCAGUGAAGCCACCGUGGUGUCCAGCAUGGCCGCGCUGCUCCUGGGCGCGGUGAUGCUGGUGGCCCAGCUCCAGCUAGUGCCUUCCCGCCCCGCCGUGCCCGGGGCCGAGCUGGGCCAGCCGGAGCUUGUGAGGAAAGCGGCGACCUUGCAGGACGAGAUCCGGGAAGGCGCGGCCCCCAACGGCUCCGCCCAGCAGCUGCCUCAGACCAUCAUCAUCGGUGUGCGCAAGGGGGGCACACGCGCGCUGCUGGAGAUGCUCAGCCUGCAUCCCGACGUGGCGGCCGCAGAGAACGAGGUGCACUUCUUCGACUGGGAGGAGCAUUACAGCCAAGGCUUGGGCUGGUACCUCAGCCAGAUGCCCUUCUCCUCCCCGCACCAGCUCACGGUGGAAAAGACCCCCGCGUACUUCACGUCGCCCAAAGUGCCUGAGCGGGUCCACAGCAUGAACCCGUCCAUCCGGCUGCUGCUCAUCCUGCGGGACCCGUCAGAGCGCGUGCUGUCCGACUACACCCAAGUGUUCUACAACCACAUGCAGAAGCACAAGCCCUACCCGUCCAUCGAGGAGUUCCUGGUGCGUGAUGGCCGGCUCAACGUGGACUACAAGGCUCUCAACCGCAGCCUGUAUCACGUGCACAUGCAGAACUGGCUUCGCUUCUUCUCGCUGCGCCGCAUCCACAUCGUGGACGGCGACCGCCUCAUCAGGGACCCCUUCCCCGAGAUCCAAAAGGUCGAGAGGUUCCUGAGGCUGUCGCCGCAGAUCAAUGCCUCGAACUUCUACUUUAACAAAACCAAGGGCUUUUACUGCCUGCGGGACAGCGGCCGGGACCGCUGCUUACACGAGUCCAAAGGCCGGGCGCACCCGCAAGUCGACCCCAAGCUCCUCAAUAAACUGCAUGAAUAUUUUCACGAGCCAAAUAAGAAAUUCUUCGAGCUUGUCGGCAGAACAUUUGACUGGCACUGAUUUGCGAUAAGCUAGGCUCAGAACCUUUCCUAUUGUAAGUUCUAGUGUACAUCUAGGGGGGAAAGAGAAUUUUAAAAGGGCAUUUAAGCUAUAAUUUAUUUGUAAAAUCCAUAAAUUACUUCUGUACAGUAUUAGAUUCACAAUUGCCAUAUAUACUAGUUAUAUUUUUCUACUUGUUAAAUUGAGGGCAUUUUGUAUUGUUUUUCAUGGUUGUUAACAUGUGUAAUAUGUCUCUAUAUGAAGGAACUAAAAUAUUUCACUGCAAAAAAAAAAAAAAAAAUUCUGGAGACGCUGUCUUUUUUGAAUGUAGUUAACUUGCCCCCAACUCAAGAUAGCUGCCUGUGUUCACUCACUGCACAUAUUCCUUUAUUUCUUACUUAAAAAAAAAAAAACGUUUUUCAUAGCUGUUAUACUCCUCUCCCAUUCUCUCCCUUCUUCAUUACCUUUUAAAAAUUUUAAUGGCUCGCUGUGGUCAUCAGAUUUAUUUUUUUACUUGCAUGGUGAGAUUUCUCUUCAUUGAGAUCCCCUAUUAUUUUUGGAGGUGAUAGUCUCACCCAUUCCCAACUUCAGCAAGUACCUGAAUGUGGAUUUUAACCCCAUGUAAACUCCAAGUGGACAAAGAAAUUAAGCUGGAGAAGUAGUUACUAACCAGCAAGAGGCUUGCCUCAGAGAGUGCUUGCACUUACUUCUGACUGCAGCAAUGUGUGAAACUACAAUAAAGGGAAUUAAACCUGGUCUCA
This is a messenger RNA of Delphinapterus leucas (beluga whale), 3211 nucleotides long. Lineage: Eukaryota; Metazoa; Chordata; Mammalia; Artiodactyla; Monodontidae. The record is from RefSeq and is a predicted model, not a curated record.